Molecule: messenger RNA, 3624 nt
Organism: Diospyros lotus (date-plum)
Lineage: Eukaryota; Viridiplantae; Streptophyta; Magnoliopsida; Ericales; Ebenaceae
Exons: 4
Coding region: 330-3464 (1044 amino acids)
Source: RefSeq, a predicted model, not a curated record
UUGUUUUGUGAAUAUUUCUUAUCUGGGAUCUCUCAUUCUCUCACUUGAGAAUACUCUCUCUCUCUCUCUCUCUCUCCCCAUUAACUUUCUUCUGUCUUUCAGAGUCUGGCCCAGCAGAUCGAAAUCUCCAUCUUUUCUUCCAGUUGAUGACGAUCUAAGCUUGUCCAAAAUGGUGUUUCCAAAAUACCCAUUUUUUGCUUCUUCCUAUUUAUUUAGUUUUCUUCUCCUUCUCUUUUGCCUUCGCUCCUUCCAGUCUAGAUUCUCCACUGCAGUGAUUAUUCUUUAUUGGGUAUUGGACAAUAAUUGAAUCCAUGAUGUGGGUGUAAGAGAUGGGCACCAAGAUCCAGUGUAAAAGCUACUUGCCUGGAUAUUCCAUGAGGAAUCUUAAAGAGAAUUGUAGUAGUAGUAAGUGGCCCUUACUUUAUGGAGACAAAACCUUGGCAGAUGAACAAUAUUACAAUAACUUCUUGUCUGGCACUUUUACGACUGCCUAUCCUGCUUAUAAUAAGGAUGGUUUAAAGCAGACGAUGAUUGAGCAUGAGGCAAUAUUCAAGCAGCAGGUGUUUGAACUCCAUCGCCUUUACAAGAAACAGAAAGACAUGAUGGAUGAGAUUAGAAGAAAGGAACUACUUGAGCGUCGGAUACCAAUGGAGUCAUGUUCGUUUUCAAGGCCACUGUUAUCUCAGAAAGGGCAUAAACCAAGCUUCUCCUUGGUGAACUCUGUUUGCACUAGACCGUCUGUUUCAGGUGUUGAAAUUGAUAGUUCUCCUGUGAGUUGUACAGAAGGGAAUGACAUGUACAAUGGUCAAAGUCCAUUCCAGAAUGGGUUUAGUUCCAAGGAUUGUGAGAUAUUGGAGUCCAGACCCUCAAAGGUUAGGAAAAUGUUGUUUGAUCUUGAACUCCCAGCUGAUGAAUGCAUUGAUUCAGAGGAAAGCAACCCGUCCUUGAAGAAUAAGAUAUCUGAUGUUUCAAGUUGUCCUCCUCUGGGUAGACACCACAGGAUUGCUCCCGAGAGUAGUGUGAAGUUGAAUCUUGAUAUCAGUGCAAAGAUUGACUGUGACACAGGUACUUCUUCAAGAUCUGGUUACUGUUGUAAGAGCUCUAUCAAGUUGGCUGAUCUGAAUGAACCCAUUCAUGUUGAAGAACCAGCGCUUCCUGCAUCUCUUGAUUUUGUUGGCUGUGCUGCCAGCUAUGGAGAGACUAAAGAUCAGGAUCCUGCUGGUAAAUUCAAGUCACAGUUUCUUCUAGGUCUGCCCAAGGAGAUUCUACAGAACUCCCAUCAUGUCAAGAAUAUUGAAAAUGGGAGAGAGUGGUCAGCCUAUGUGCAGGAAGCGAGACACUGCAAAACCUAUCCGGAUUCUGCUCCUCAGGGUGUCCAUGUAGAUAAGGCACUCCUAUCUUCUGAGCUAAUACAUACUAUGCCUGACAAAACUCUUCAGCCUUUUGGUAUUCUUCGGCCUGAUCGUAGCAAGGAAGAUGUAUGGAGCAGCAGAACAGUUUGUGAUUCAGAACACUGGCAAAGAAGCUGUAAUCCCUCUGGUUUUAAUCACCCAGAACCAGUUGUUGCCUCCAAUUUACCUAGUUCAUACCCAUUUAUUCACUCCUCUGACCUGGACCAUGCUUGGUCUGUGUCCAUCUCCACUUGGGGAAAGCCUAGUGUUACUUUGGCCCAUAAAUUGACAUCAAGCCAAGCAAAUCCGCCUUCAGAUUCAGCUGGUUUCUCAAGUAGAAGUUCCAAGUCUUCGGCUCAAAGCCAUGAGAUUUUUGGAGACAAAUUGUAUCUUCACAGUAGAUCUGGGUCUACUGCUGGCUUAGGAAGUGGACUGUCUAAUCCUAAUGGACUUCGCCAUGGAUCUUCAUCGGCUUCAAAGGAUAUAGCAGCCCAUUUCCCUUUGGGCGGUUAUGAUUAUUUGAACUGUUGUAAGGAUCACAAGGUAGCUUCUGAAUGCUCGAUUAAUUAUGGUCCCGGAAGCUAUUUAAAGGGCUCAGAUUUUGCAGACGUGAAGUUGACAAAUGAUAUGAAGCCGAACCCCUUCCUUUCCAAAUGUUUAUCUAAUGAGGUUGUUCCUCAGCGAGGCCUUGAGAUCAGGCAUGAAGAGAGGAAGUGUGAGGAUCAUUUGAAAGCUUUGCCUUGGUUUAAAGCUAAGCCUGCUGCUGGUAAGAAUGAGGGCACCAACGCAACGGUCUCAGAUUCUCGCCUAUUGUCGACAGGAAGUGAAACUGUGAAAAUCCUUGAAGUUGGGGCCAAGAGCAAUGAGUUGAGUGACUGCCUAGUUAACAGGAAAAUCCUUGGUUUUCCCAUUUUUGGUAAUCCUUGCACUCCUAAGAAUGAGUCGUCUUCUCUUGUCUCUGCUUCUGCAUUCCUUCAAUGCACCUCUCGAGGUGAAGAUAUAAAAAAUGUUGGCAAAGUUGGACUAAUCGAUAUAAACAUGGCUUGUGACCCCGAAUCCAGCACAGAGCUUGACGAGAACAUACCCGUUGUAGAUGAGUGCGAGAAGAAGGUUACCAAUGUAAGAACUCACAUCGAUUUGAACUCACUUGCAAGUGAUGACGAAGCUACAUUAGCUCCCUCCAUUGCAAGCACGAGUGCCAACCUGAAGAUUGCAGUGGAGAUAGAUCUUGAAGCCCCUCCAUGUCCAGAGAUUGAGGAAGGCGUGCCACCUGCUGCCGAUGAACAUGAGAUGAUACUUCUGAAAUCGGCACAGCUCAAGCCCGAGCAGCCACAGGAUGAAGAUGCCAGGGCUGCGGCGGCUGAGGCAAUAGUUGCUAUGUCAUCCUGUGCUCAUCUCAGUCAUGUGGAGAGCACUGCUUGCCGUCAAUCUGAAGCUCCGGCAGACGCCCUCCUGUGGCUGGCGGAGGUAGUUUCUUCGCAUUCGGAUUGUCCUGAGAGAAAUUCCGGCGCUACAUUGAGGAGCACAGACGGUGGCGACAAUGAGGUACCUUAUUCUGAUGAGAUUGACUCCUUUGAACUCAUGACACUGAACCUGAUAGAGAUCAAGGAAGAAGAGUUCAUGCCAAGGCCUCUUGCUCCCAGAAACAGAGAAGCGGAAGAAACCAGAACAGCUGCAUUACUGAACCGACCGCGCAAGGGCCAAUGGAGAAGAGGGAGGCAGCGGAGGAACUUCCAGAGAGACAUCCUUCCCGGCCUGGCUUCCUUGUCGAGGCAUGAGGUAACCGAGGAUCUUCAGACAUUCGGCGGGAUGAUGAGCGCCGCCGGUUUUCCUUGGCAUUCGGGAUUGACGACCAGGCGAAAUGGCGCCAGAACCGGGGGUGGCAGGGGAAGGCGCCGAUCGGUGGUGGCCGACCAUGCCGCCGCUGCCGCCGCCGCCACCAGCUCCCCUCAGAUACCGGAGCUUAGUAGCAUUGAAGUCGGAUUGGCGGAUCAGAGCCCGACAGGGUGGGGAAAGACUCCUCGCCGGCCUCGCCGCCAACGAUGCCCUGCCGCCGCCGCCACUUUGAACUAAUUACAAGUUCAUACAGGGAAGGGAACCCUCAAGCAGGGAGGUGUGAAUGGCCUCUGGGGGUGAGUGUGUUGCUUUGAGUCUGAGUCUCUGUUUACUGUUCUAUUCUCAAAUAAUUUUGAAUUAUUUUUCUGGGAAUAUAUAUAUAUAUACACAUUUACCA